Molecule: messenger RNA, 3606 nt
Organism: Cariama cristata (Red-legged seriema)
Lineage: Eukaryota; Metazoa; Chordata; Aves; Cariamiformes; Cariamidae
Gene: EDRF1
Product: erythroid differentiation regulatory factor 1
Biological process (GO): positive regulation of DNA-templated transcription
Source: RefSeq, a predicted model, not a curated record
GUAUUGUUUCUUGGAGGCAAUGAAGUGAAGAGCAGCGCUGUGGUGAAAUACUCGUCUGCCCCACCACAAGCAGCCUUUGCCCGUCUUCAGGAAAAAACAGACUUGAAACUUCCACCUGCCAAUUGGUUACGUGAAAGCGCUAAGCUGGGACCAGCAGGUACAACCAUUCUUGGCAACAACAAAAAAAGUAAACCAUUUUCAAGCUUUGGGAUGGCAUAUGACUUCAUUGACUCAGUUGGAAAUGAUGUAGAUGUUGUGUCUGAUUCAGAGAAUAUUAAAAAACUUCUGAAGAUACCUUAUAGCAAGUCACAUGUGAGCAUGGCAGUACAUCGCAUUGGGCGGACACUUUUGUUGGAUGAGCUAGAUAUUCAAGAACUCUUCAUGAGAUCAUCUCAGACAGGGGACUGGACAUGGCUGAAAGAGUUUUAUCAAAGGCUGAUUGAUCAGAAGUGGCAACGAAAAAAGAAGAGUAAAGAGCAUUGGUACCAGAAGGCAAUACUUUCUAAAUUUUUGUAUUACAGCAUUAAUGGUGAUGGAGCUGCUCAGCCUGUUCCUUCCACUUCAAAACAGCACCAGGAGGGUCCUGUUUCAGGUGAGAGUGAUGAAGCAGGAAGGGCCUCCUGGCCAGCUCCUUUUGAAAUGCCUUCUUCCUUGUCUGAAGAUCCAGGUGCCUCUAACCAGGGAAGUGUGCCUCUUGAACCCUCAUAUAUAGUGGGGCAUGUGGCCUCAGCCCCCAAAGAACAAAACCUGACUACUUUGUUCAAUGACGGGGAAAACAGUCAGGGACUUAAAAAUGACUUUGUUCGUAAUAUCUUGUGGACCUUUGAAGAUAUCCACAUGUUGGUAGGAUCAAAUAUGCCUAUAUUUGGAGGUGGGAGGUAUCCUGCUGUGAGCUUGCGUCUCAGGGAUAACAACAAGCCAAUAAAUGUGCUGACAGGAAUUGACUAUUGGUUGGACAACUUAAUAUGCAAUGUACCGGAGCUUGUGAUGUGCUUUCAUGUUAAUGGAAUUGUUCAGAAAUAUGAAAUGAUCAAGACUGAAGAUAUUCCCAAUUUGGAAAACUCUAAUUUUUCUACCAAAGUGAUAAAAGAUAUUGCUCAAAAUAUCUUAUCUUUUCUGAAAUCAAAUUGCACCAAAGAAGGACAUACUUACUGGUUGUUUAAAGCAAGUGGGAGUGAUAUAGUAAAGCUCUAUGACCUAACCACCCUUUGUGAAGAAACGGAAGACAAAUACCAAAACCCUUUUACAAUGCCAGUGGCAAUUCUUCUAUACAAAGUUGCUUGCAAUAUGAUGCUGAAGAAAAACCAGAACAAGAAACACUAUGGCACUAUCAGAACAUUGCUUCUUAAUUGUCUUAAGUUAUUGGACAAUGGCAGACAUCCUCAAAUUAUUGCUUCAGCAAACUACAUGUUAUCAGAGCUUUUUCAGUUGGAUGAACCUAAAAAAGAAGACAGUACAGACUUCCCUAUAAAUGGAAAUUCUGAUGAAAGUUAUAGCGAGGAAGAGGAAGAAAUGCCAGACAGUGAUGAAAAUGGUUCUUACAGUAACAGUUCUGAUCCACCAGAUGACAAUAAAGCAGUGGCUAUAAUCAAAUCUGUUGGAGAGUUAUCAGUACCAGAAAAGUACAAGUCUGUGCAUCGAAUACGUCCUAGCUGUGCCUUUCCUGUCUGCCAUGGCACUGAAGAGCGCUGCAGGCUAGUGCUUAACUAUGUCCUGGAGGGCUUGAAGUCUGUUGACAGCAGCGUUAAAAAAGAGGGUGAUCUUCCUGCCGCUGACCCCAGCACUCCAAUCCCAUUGAAAUAUGAAGAUGAAUCUGCCAGUGGUGGUCCCGAGUGUCUGGAAAAGCAGAUGGCGUUAUUUUUAGAUAAAAUGGGUUCAUUUCAGAAGGAUAAGCAUUCCAGUCAGUCAGGAAUGAUUCCUGGAUCGUGGCAAUAUAAAAUGAAACUCCAGCUCAUUCUGAAAUCAUCAAAGGCUUAUUAUGUCCUAUCUGAUGCUGCUAUGAUUCUACAGAAAUAUGGGAGAGCAUUAAGAUACAUCAAGCUGGCUUUACAGUGCCAUGAUACCUACUGUUGUCUCUGCGCCAGCAUGCUUCCUGAAGUAUUAGUAUUUCUUUGUCAGUGUUUAACCCUUUGUGGAGAUAUCCAAUUAAUGCUUGCUCAGAAUGCAAAUAACAGAGCAGCAUAUCUUGAAGAAUAUAACUACCAGACAAAAGAAGAUCAGGAAAUAUUACACAGUCUUCAUAGAGAAUCCAGGUGCCAAGUGUUUGCCUGGGCUACGGACUUGUCUACAGACUUGGAAUGCCAGCUUUCUGUCAGCUGUAAAUGUUAUGAAGCAGCUAAUGAAAUUUUACUUUUCAGUAAUUUAAAAAACCAAAAUCCGGAGCAACAUGUACAAGUACUAAAGAGGAUGGGUAAUAUCAGGAAUGAGAUUGGAGUGUUUUACAUGAACCAGGCUGCUGCAGUGCAGACUGAGAGAGUAGUGAGUAAAAACGUAUCAACGACAGAGCAGCAACUCUGGAAGAAAAGCUUCUCUUGCUUCGAAGAAGGAAUUCAGAAUUUUGAAUCAAUUGAUGAUGCAACCAAUGCUGCUCUUCUGCUGUGCAACACAGGAAGACUGAUGCGAAUUUGUGCUCAAGCCCACUGUGCAACUGAAGGUGACUUCAAAAGAGAGUUUUCCCCAGAAGAGGCCCUUUAUUAUAAUAAGGCUAUUGACUACUAUCUGAAGGCAUUAAGAUCUCUAGGUAAGAGAGAUGUGCAUCCAGCUGUUUGGGAUUCUGUGAACUGGGAGCUGUCUACUACGUAUUUCACUAUGGCAACUCUACAGCAGGAUUAUGCUCCGUUAUCUAGAAAGGCUCAGGAACAGAUAGAGAAGGAAGUUAGUGAAGCCAUGAUGAAGUCCUUGAAAUAUUGUGAUGUUGAUACAGUGUCUGCACGACAGCCUCUCUGCCAAUAUCGGGCUGCAACCAUCCACCACAGGCUUGCUUCAAUGUACCACAGUUGCCUGAGAAACCAGGUUGGUGAUGAACAUUUGAGGAAGCAACACCGCGUACUUGCUGAUCUUCAUUAUGGGAAAGCAGUACGACUCUUCCAACUCUUGAAGGAUGCACCCUGUGAGUUCCUUCGUGUUUUAGUGGCAUUUGCAGAAUUUCAGAUGGCAAGUCAGAACAGUAGUGCUGGGAAAUUAAAGACUUUGUUUGGGGCCCUAGAUAUAAUGGUGAAAACCAAGGGUGCAUUCCAGCUCAUCAGAAAGGAGCUUGUGGCAGAAAGUGAACAGAUUAGCAAGGAUGGAAGUACUGCUGAGAAUAUGUCACCUAAUGAUUCCUCUGGCCUUAACAAAGAAGAAGUACUGAAACUCCUUAGUAUUUUUGAGUCCAGAAUGUCAUUCCUUCUCCUCCAAUCCAUUAAAUUGUUAACUGCAACCAAAAAAAAAAUUGGGGGCAUUAAUGAAGAAGAAGUUGUUCUUAAAACAAACAAGCAAGUUUACUCCCUGCUGUUGCGUGCCAGUGCCAACAAAAGUAUGACACUGCUAGAACGAAUAGAGGUAAUCUUAAAUUUACUGGAACAGCUGUCUCAAAAUAACGAAGCUAGUAACGGAGGAAUUCAGUGA